AGCGAAUUAAACAGGCGUCAAAAAUUAUUUUAGCUCAAUUUUUGACAGAAAAUAAAAUAAUAAAAACAAAAUUCGGAUUUUAGAGUUGCGAUUGUUUUAAAUGUACCACAAAAUUUAGAUGUGAGAAGUUUUACCAAAACAUUAGACACAGUUAAUAUCGGAUAAAUAAAAUGACGAAAACAAAAGGAAAGGGUACCAAAAUCAACGAAAAGAGUUUCAUAUCCGAAAUUCAGUCAAAACGAUCACUUUGGGAUUUAAGCAGUCCGGGCUAUCAACGAAGUUCAGAAAAAAUUGUGGAAUGGGAACGCGUUGGGAAUCUAUUCAAUAUCACAGGCGCUCAAGCCAGUCAGAAAUGGGUUUCGCUGAGAGAGAAAUAUCGACGGGAAAAGCAUAAGCUGUCUAGCGAAGAAGAAAUAAAAGGUACAAAGCGAUGGGUUCUGUUCAACCAUCUCAAAUUCUUGGACGACGGACCGCCACAGUCAAAAAUGAUAAAAUUGGACGAGGUUGAGAAACCUGUAAUGAAAGUUGAACUAGCGCCUAAGAAUCGAGUGUACAACAACACGUCAAUACGUGCCAGUGCCAUAAAUAGCAAUAAUCAAAUGCAAAUCGCUAAGGUUGACGGUAACGAGAUUAUGAUUACAAAAGAAGUGGUUGCGAAGCCGAUACGAAGUCAAGCACAACAACAGCAGAGUUUACAAUUGCAACAACAACAACAACAACAGCAACAAGAUCAUCAGAGGGAAGUUCAGCAGCAACAGCAACGGGAAGCUCAACAACAACAACAACAGCAACAAUUGCAGCAGCAGCAACAACACCACCAACAGCAACAACAGCAAAGGUACAUCGAAAUCAGUACAAUGGAAUUGGAAGAAGCUCAACAGCAUGAAGAGAACAACCAAUCUCACAAUUAUACAAGCGAAUAUCAAACGGUAGAAGAAGGCCAGGAUCCACUCGAUAUUGAAAUCGAAACAAAUUACGAAAUUCGUUGUCGUGCAUUUGGGAAGUACAUCGGUGAAGAAUUGUGUUUUAUGCAAGAGGACAUAGGGGAUUCGCUAAUAUCGCACAUAUUAAAACUGGUUUUGGAUAAAAAAUUAAAGAAAUAAAAUUUUGAGUAAAAAAA
Molecule: messenger RNA, 1120 nt
Organism: Bradysia coprophila
Lineage: Eukaryota; Metazoa; Arthropoda; Insecta; Diptera; Sciaridae
Biological process (GO): regulation of transcription by RNA polymerase II
Cellular component (GO): nucleus; transcription regulator complex
Source: RefSeq, a predicted model, not a curated record